Spizellomyces punctatus DAOM BR117 is the source of this 4925-nucleotide messenger RNA. RefSeq names its product ubiquitin-protein ligase RKR1. The transcript has 23 exons. Gene Ontology annotation, cellular component: cytosol; RQC complex. Gene Ontology annotation, molecular function: ribosomal large subunit binding; zinc ion binding; ubiquitin protein ligase activity. Lineage: Eukaryota; Fungi; Chytridiomycota; Chytridiomycetes; Spizellomycetales; Spizellomycetaceae. Gene Ontology annotation, biological process: ribosome-associated ubiquitin-dependent protein catabolic process; rescue of stalled cytosolic ribosome. The coding region runs from base 33 to 4793 and encodes 1586 amino acids. The record is from RefSeq and is a predicted model, not a curated record.
CAAAUUGUACCUUGUUAGUGUUAGUGCCUGGCAUGGGUAGGGAAAAGGAACGAAGAGUCAAGGGCAAUAUUCAACCCGCCGCAAGCAGUCGUGCGGCCGAGCUCUUGACGGAGGGGUUUGGAGGCCUUACGGUUGGUUUGGGUGCACCUGCGUUUGGUGCUGGUGCUGAAUGGGAGUUGGGAGAUUUGCAUGGGGAUGUCAAGGUCCUAUUCAAGCGCCUUUCAAAACGGGAUACAGUUACCCGUAUUAAGGCCCUUGAAGACCUCUCUGCAUAUGUCUCUUCCGAACCCUCUGAGACUGUUAAAGAUAUUUUACCGGCAUGGUCUAAAUCCUUUAACCGGCUCGUCAUUGACGCGGAUCGGCGUGUUCGUGAAAUGACGGUCACGGUCCAGUUGGGGUUGGUCCGUCAAGUUCGUAAACAGUUUGCGCCGUACUUGAAGCAAGUUAUUGGGUCUUGGUUUUGUGCGCGGUUUGAUGCGAAUAAAGAGGUUGCGAGGAUUGCUGGCGAGGCCUUUCAGACGGCGUUUCCGAGCAAGCAAGUCGAGGUCCUCGUGUAUUGUCAAUCGGAGAUUCUGGAUUUUGUUAUCGACACCCUUUUGCAUCAGACUCCAGAAACAAUGAGCGACCCACGGUUCACCACUCCGGAAGAUGUCAUGUCCAAAUACGCGCGGGUGGUAUCGAGCUGCUUUUACAUGCUUGCCUAUCUCUUUGACCAACUCCCCCUUUCCGAGAUCACAAAAUCGAUAUCCAAAUAUGACACACUCUUUGAUAAUCCGACUUUUUGGAACAUGUGUACGCACCCCCUUGCCCCGAUCCGACGAGCAAGUUAUGCCUUGAUCAAGACGAUCAGUCGCGUUGAACCUGAGAUUCUUAAAAAGCGGCUGGACAUUCUUGUUCCCAUCUUCCCAGGAAAGGUCUUUUCAGACAAGGACCCGUCCACGCACAGCGAACUCUGGGAAUCCCUUGUGUUUUUCACGAAGGCUUGUCCGGAAUCUUGGCUCCUCCCUUCUAAACGUCCACCUCUUCAGAAGUUGUUUGGGUUUCUACGGCAUGGAGCGUUUGGUUCGGUUGGUGUUUCUUAUCCGAGUUUAUUGGCGUUGCUUGCUUGUCUCCCUCCAGAGAUUCUAUCGAAGGAGACAUUUGCACCCGAGUUUUUAUCAAACUUUUGGCAAGGGUUAGAGAGUGGUUCCAUUGACAAAACAAACGAUCAUAUCUUCUUGGAAUCUUGGUUCGAGUGUACCCUGUUUUUGAUUGUCCAGUCUGGAGGGCAGGAUACAGCUCAAGAACGAGUGGAGGGGGACCUCUUUCGACCUGUUUUUGUAUAUUUGUUUCCGGAAAAGUAUGAUGUGUCUAAACGGCUUAAACCACGGAACGUGUCAACGAUCACGGCCAAAUAUGUCUAUAAAUUGAGCACGAGCUCGCAGAUACCUACUUCUCUUGUGGACUGCUUUAUGAAGACGCUGGAACGCGUGUUGGAGGGUGCGAUUGUGCGGGGUGUGUAUCCGGAUGAGGCAGCCAUUGGACCCGAAUUUGAGAGCAUGUCUGUGCGCUGUGGAGAGCUUUUAGCGUGUCUUGCUGAGCAGGGUGGGAGCGUGCGGGAUUCUGUUGAACGGAUUGCGACACGGUUGUUUUGUCGGAUACUUGAUGUGAUAUCACCCAACGAACGUCUCUCUGGGCACGCCCAUCUCCUCGCAACCUUGUCCACGUCCUUUUCAUCCAUCUUGACAUGUCCUGAAACCCACACACUUCUUACCACCUUUUUAACCCGCCUCAAAUCAUUGACAACCCACCCCAAACCCGCAUCAAAUAUACUCUCCAUGCUUGUCAUUUACCUUUCGGUUCUCCCUUCCACCGCUGUCCGUAGUGUAUGGACCCAAGUUCUUGAUUUCGUGUUUGGGAUGGACAACGUUAUACCAUGUUUUGCAAACUUGAUGACCCUCGUUCUUGAUACCGUACAAGCGGAUUUAACGGACCCCCGGAUCGAUGCCCUCGUGACAGAAUGUGCGACAAAUCGGUUGGAGAGGGGUGAGGAUGUGUCGAGUGUCGAAGUGGUUGUUGCAACAUGUUUGCGGUUUGGACCUGAAUCCCCUGUCUUGACUCCCGAAACGGUCCAGUAUAUCACAACAAUCCUCCAAACCGUUCUCUCAAACUUUACCACUGAUCUCGUCAUUGGGUACCAUGACGCAACUCAUACCGGUCGAGCAUUCACUGUCCUCCAUAUUCUCCAACACCUCUCGAAUACGCCUAUCAUGGCUUCCAUGAUUCCGGAUAUUUUGGAUCUGGCGUUUGUGGAUGGAGAAGAUGAGACUGGGGAUGUGCGUGAGGCGCUUGGGGUGGCUAAAAGGCUUUGGGAGGGGUAUGUGUGUGUGGAUUCUGAUGUGUUGGUGAAGAGGUGGGAAGCGAAUGUGGGGAAUGUGGAGUACCGUGGGAGCAUCGAUACAUUUGUCUCUCAAUUCAAGUCUAUCCAAUCCAAAGUCUCUGACUCUCUUACCGCCCGUCUCAUUCACACCCCAAGCUUCUGGCAGUCCCUUUAUUCGACUUAUCAUGUGUAUACACCCUACCUAGCACUCACAGACCCCCUGAUCCCCUUGACUGACGACGCACACCCGCUCCCAACGCAUGAGACAGACGUGUACGGGAACAGUGUACUAGUCCGGUGGAUUGGCAUUAUUCUCUCCUUUGCCCGGAAUGCAUCGUUUUUCGAGGACCGGGGAUGGAUGUUGGGUCAAGUGGUUGUAUGGGGCGUCCUUUGGAACGACUUAACCUCUCUCCAUGAACAUGAAACCAAAGUCGUAGAGUGGAAUAUCCCAUCAGAGUUGAAUAACGUGUUGGAGACCGUGGUGGAUUCCAUUCACGUUGACCCGGAUUUCCAUACCCGCCUUGCAACCUUAUUUCGCGACGUUGUGAACGGUUCAAAUGUCUCCGUCCAACCACCUGAUCUCCUUUCAGACAUGCUUUGUUCGCUCCUACGCUCUGCAUUAGACUCGAAUUUGCAUGCUCGGGCGCUACACACGGCUCUUGACAAGGUCUUCCCAAAAGUGGGCCUGCACCACACGGAUGCGGUCCUAUGGAUGGACUUUGGUUUAUCUGUCGAGUGUCGAUUUGUACGCGGGAUUUGGAAUGAUUGGGUUUUGGAUUUACUUGCUGAGCAUCGGGAUAGAGGGAUCCGGACCCUUGUUUCUCGAUUACUGGAUAUGGAACGAAAGGUCGUACGGACGACUGGAUCUGAAACGGCGAUUACGAGACUCUGGCUUCUUGUUGCGCUACUACAAAAAGACUCGACGACACUUGUAGAUACCUCGAAACUCUUGAAUCUUGUCCGUGCGAUUCGGGGGUGGUAUACCGAACCUGUUGGAUUGGAUUUGAAUCGACAUGUUGCCAUCUUUUUGGAGAGUGUGGUACGACAUGUUGAUGUUGGGAUACAUGUUGGACAGUGGGUUUUGGAGGUGUGUCAAAAGUGGAUUCAGGGGGGUAUCCAAUCUACACCUGAAUCUCGCGUCCUCUUGUUUUAUGGACUCGGGUUAUUCAGUGCUCUUCAAGAUGCCGCGCAAGUGUUCCCUGAUACCUAUCCAACCCUUACAGACCGUGCACAAGAGAUUUAUAGCACGGUACUAGACAUUUUUGUCAACACGAGUCCAGAGGGUGUAUCGGACCCAGAACAGGAUAUUUGGACACGUAUUGCGGAUUUCGUGAGCUCUGUUCCGGAUUCCAUCUUGUUUUCGGUGCCUGGGUCCACGCUCUACGACCUCUUGUACGUCCCUAUCAACCAGGUUCAAACAACAGCCUAUGGAUUAAUACACAAGCAUGUUGUACGCCAUGUUGCGGAUGCGAGCCUUCGAGUUGAGAUGCGAAAAGAAGAAGAUGUGGAAGAGAUUCCUGUGGAUGUUGUAAACAGUGUGCGAAAGCGUGGGAUGGAUGAUCCGCAUUCAACGUUCGGGUACCUCCUUUCUUGGAUGAUUCUUUUUGAUCAUUUUCAAGAUGCUACGUUUGAUCUUAAAUCCCAAUAUGUGUCGCAUUUGAGGAGGUUGGACCUGCUACCAACGUUUUUGGAUGAUUUGUUUGGAUUGUUGGGGUUGGGAUCCAAAAUGUUUGAUUGUUCCCGAUGGGAUGUCGAAAGUUUUGAAUUGCAAGGUUUUGAUAUGACACCUCUCUCAUUUUCCCUCCUCUCCGCACACCUCUAUUACCGCACACUAACCCACACACCAACCCUCCUCCGCAUCUGGUGGUCAGAAUGCAAAAACCGACAAACAACCCUCUCUGUCGAAUCCUACACUGAAAAGUACUUUUCACCGCUCCUGAUCUCAACGGAAUUGUCUCAGAUUCUGAACGCUGAUUUGAGUGCGUACCCGGACCUUUCUGUGCGUGUCAAUAAAACGGGGUGUGAAGUGGUCGCUUGUUUUGCUAUUGAAGAUGCGGUUUUGGAAAUGGUGAUUCGGAUUCCGAGAUCCUUUCCUUUGAAAUUGGUUGAUGUGGAAGGUGGGGCUGGUGGGCGUUCUGCUGGGAUUAGUGAAGCGAGGUGGAGGGCUUGGUUGUUGGGUGCUUCUGCUGUUAUUGGGAGUUUGAGCGGGAGUGUUUUGGAGGCUGUUAAAUUGUUUGGGAGGAAUUUGGGGUUGCAUUUUCAAGGUGUUGAGGAUUGUGCUAUCUGUUACUCGGUUAUUGGCGUCAUUGAUCGGACUCUCCCCACCAAACAAUGUAAAACGUGUAAACACCUCUUUCAUUCCUCCUGUCUUUACAAGUGGUUCCGCACGAGUAAUCAGUCUACAUGUCCCUUGUGUCGGCAACCAACAUUUUAGCAUGUUUAUUAGUGGUGCAUUUUUGUAUAGUUUCUUUUGUGCAUAUAGAAAGAUGGAUCGUUUCAGUGCAUCAUUCAAGGGCUUUUGGAUCCGUGUCGUGCAUCAUGACAGAAAUGCAACAGAGAAAACAUA